AUGACGCGAGACAAUUCCUUGGGCGCUGCAGAAAAGGCAGAAGAAAUAGGUGCUACUGUCCAAGGAGCAGUACUUCCACCGUCUGCAGAUCCAAUUCCGGCGCACUCUCAGGAAUCCUCACACUCUCUUACUGGGACUGGAACCUCCCUAGAUGAACAUGAAGAUGGCGGAAGAGACCUGGAGCUUGCUCCUGUCAUCACAGCACCCAUGUACUCGGCUUUUGGAACGUGGAAGAAACGAUAUAUUGUUAUAAUGGUCACUUGGGCAGCUUUUCUUUCACCAACCUCUGCGAACAUCUAUUUCCCGGCUUUGAACCCCCUUCAGGAAGAUCUCAAUGUAUCACCAAAGCUCAUCAAUUUAACCCUCACCUCAUACAUGAUCUUUCAAGGUCUUUCUCCAACCAUUUUUGGAGAUCUAGCCGAUAUGGCGGGGAGGAGACCAGCUUAUAUUAUCUCAUUCGUCAUUUAUCUAGGUGCCAACAUUGGUCUCGCUCUUCAAAAUAGCUAUGCGGCUUUGUUCAUUCUCCGUUGUGUGCAAAGUACCGGCAGUAGUGGAGCUAUUGCAAUGGGCUACGGUGUGGUAGCCGACUUAUCGACAAGCGCGGAGCGUGGAAGUUAUAUGGGAAUUGUAAGCGCGGGAACAAUGUUAGGGCCAGCUAUUGGACCUGUGAUUGGAGGAGUGCUGGCACAAUUCUUGGGGUGGCGAGCUAUAUUCUGGUUUCUUGUCAUUGUCUCCGCCUGCUUCCUCGUACCAUUCGCCUUAACGGUCCCCGAGACUGGUCGUAACGUUGUAGGGAAUGGCUCUGUCCCUCCUCAAGGCUGGAAUAUGACUCUAUUGGAAUGGUGGAAACUUCGAAAGGAGGCAAAGUCCACAGACGCCCUGUCAAGGACAGUGAGUUCAGAAGGCCGUCGACUCCAACAAGCGGAACUUGCACGGAAGCGUCAAUUGAGAUGGCCCAAUCCUUUGAAGACUAUUCACAUCAUUAUGGAAAAGGAUAUGGCAGUAGUGUUGAUAUACAACGCACUAAUCUACACCGCGUUCUACGACAUUAUGGCAUCUAUCCCCGAGCUCUUCCAGGAAAUAUACCACUUUAACGACCUCCAAAUAGGUCUCUGCUAUAUUCCGUUUGGCUGCGGAUGUGCCAUCGCCAGUUUCCUAAACGGCAGGAUGUUGGAUCGAAAUUACAAGCGAGUAGCACGACAGAUAGGAUUCACAAUCGACAGGAAGCGUGGCGACGAUCUAGCCAAUUUCCCAAUCGAACGCGCACGUCUCGAAAUCAUCUGGCCAAUCCUGACUCUGGGUCUUAUCUGCGUCCUUUGCUACGGCUGGGUCUUAGAAAAGAACGCCCACCUAGCCGCUCCCCUCAUUCUCCAAUUCUUCAUCGGUCUUUGCGUCAACGGCGCUUUCAACAUCCUUAGCACUCUAGUCGUGGAUUUAUAUCCUCAAAGCCCUUCCACCGCAACGGCAGCCAAUAACCUCGUUCGCUGUUUCUUUGGAGCCGGAGGGACGGCCGUUAUCACCAUCAUGAUCCAAAAAAUGGGGCGUGGAUGGUGUUUCACGUUUAUUUCGCUGGUUUGUAUAGUCACGAUGCCGAUGUUGUGGGUGGAAUUGAAGUGGGGGCCUGGGUGGAGGGAGGAGCGGAGGGUUAGAUUGGCGAAGAUUGAAGAGGAGAAAGAGAGGGUGGUGGAGAGGAUGGAGAGUAGUGGGAGGGAGGAAAAAGCUUGA
Messenger RNA from Glarea lozoyensis ATCC 20868, 1725 nucleotides. RefSeq names its product MFS general substrate transporter. Bases 1 to 1725 code for a protein of 574 amino acids. The transcript has a single exon. Gene Ontology annotation, molecular function: transmembrane transporter activity. Lineage: Eukaryota; Fungi; Ascomycota; Leotiomycetes; Helotiales; Helotiaceae. The record is from RefSeq and is a predicted model, not a curated record. Gene Ontology annotation, biological process: transmembrane transport.